Molecule: messenger RNA, 3070 nt
Organism: Mercurialis annua (annual mercury)
Lineage: Eukaryota; Viridiplantae; Streptophyta; Magnoliopsida; Malpighiales; Euphorbiaceae
Product: transcription factor GTE4
Exons: 5
Coding region: 453-2624 (723 amino acids)
Molecular function (GO): protein binding
Source: RefSeq, a predicted model, not a curated record
GGGGGUAUAGUUGGAGGUGAGGCUAGUUUAGAGAGAGAAAGUAAAAAAUCUGGAGAGAGAAAGUUUUUUUUAGAGAGAGAAAGCGCGAAAAAGGAGAUCUCAUCGAUUCGAUUCGACAGAGAAAAUUAAACCAAAACAAAAAAAUUCGAAACCCUAACCCUAAAAUUCACUGAUUUUGUUCUCAAGUAAGAUAGAUAGUUGUUUUUUUUUUCAUUUGUUGUUUGUAUAGAUUUAGAGCGGUAGAUGCAGAAAACUUACGAGUUUUUUUGAUUAGGGUUAGGGUUAGGUUUUUUUUUAUUAUGUGUUUUUGUGGGUUUUCUAUGGUUGAAUCGUGAAAUCGGAGGAGAAUUGGGGGUUUGUUUGUGUUGGAGGUGAAAAACCCUAGUUUUUUUUGGUUAGGGUUAUUUCUCCGAUAUUGAAGAAAAAUUAGGGGUUUGGGAGUUUUUACAUGUAUGGCUUCGGCGACUAUAGAUGGUGAAGGAGGUGGUGAUGUUAAUAAUAACGGUGAUGGAGGUGGCGCUGGCGCUGGUGUUGCUGUUGUUAGAGAGAAACAGAGAUAUACAGAGCAUAAAGUUUAUACAAGAAAAGCUUUUAGAGGCCGUAAAAUUAACAACUUCGGCUCGGCUACAGCUGCCACGAAUAGCACUACCACCGCCACGACGAGUACUGCCACAAUUCCUGCUGCUGCUACUACUAAGACUGUCGGAAUUCUUGCCACUUCUACGGCUACUGCUGCCACAGACACUGAUAACAACAACGACACUGCGAAUGUAAGUAUCGCCAAUACGACAAUUACUACCGUCGAAAAUGCAGCUGUCACGGAGGACAAUAACAAGAAUAACGGGGAGGCUGAGAAGGAUGAGAUAAAUAAAGACGAGGGGAACAAUGGGGGCGACUCGAUUGAAGUUCCGAAGUUGCAAACUUCUGCUUUGGAAGAGACAAAUUUGGCAAAGCAGCGGCCUGUUUUGCGAGUGGAAGUUAUUUCGGACGAUUCUUCAAGUCUUAAUAGGGAGUCAAGUGCAGCAGAUGUUGCUCCUAAUGGCCGGGAGGCAAGUGCUCCUGGGAAUGGGGAGGUGGAACGAGGAUUAGAAAGUAGGGCGAAGAAUCAAGGGCAAGAUGAUAGAUUGAAGAUAAAUUUGGCAUCGAAGUCUAAGCAGGAGAUGAGAGAGCUAAGGAGGAAAUUGGAGAGUGAACUGGAUAUGGUGAGGGGUUUGGUGAAGAGGAUCGAGGCUAAACAAGUGCAGCUUGGUGUUGCUGGUGGGUUAAGUAAUUCACGAGUUUCUGUGAAUGAUGGGCUGUAUAAUGGAUUAAAGAGGGUUAGUUCAAUGGGGGUUCCUAGGGAGGUUACUACUCCCAUUGUUACGCCUACUCCUAGGCAGUCGAGGCCUUUGAAUCAGCUUAGUAUAUCAGUUUUGGAGAAUAGCCAUGGUGCUGUUGAGAAUGUAGAGAAAGAGAAAAGGACACCAAAGGCAAAUCAGUUUUACAGAAAUUCAGAGUUUUUGUUGGCAAAAGACAAGUUUCCACCAGCUGAGAGUAACAAGAAGUCUAAAUCAAAUGGAAAAAAGCAAGGGGGAGCGCAUGUGGGAUUCGGUCUUGGAAAGGUUUUCAAGAAUUGUAGUGCUUUGCUUGACAAAUUGAUGAAGCAUAAGCACGGUUGGAUUUUUAAUAGUCCUGUUGAUACGAAGGGACUUGGUUUGCAUGACUACCAUCUCAUUAUUAAGUAUCCUAUGGAUUUGGGUACUGUGAAGACGAAGCUGAGCAAGAACUGGUACAAAUCUCCUGAAGAAUUUGCUGAGGAUGUAAGACUAACAUUUAAUAACGCAAUGAGGUAUAAUCCAAAGGGGCAAGAUGCUCAUGUUAUGGCAGAGAUUCUACUAACAACAUUCGAAGAAAGAUGGUGUGUUAUAAAAUCAGAUUAUGAUCGUGAGAGGAGGUUUGGUAUUAGUUAUGAUCUGGGUAUGCAUACUCCAACAUCAAGGAAGGCUCAUACGCUGCCACCCCCUCCUCUUGAUGUGAGGAGGAUUUUGGAAAGAACUGAGUCAAUGCCGCGGCCGCCUAUGGAUCCUAGACCAAAACCUAUUAGUACAACUCCUUCAGGGAGGACCCCUGCUCCAAAAAAGCCCAAGGCAAAAGAUUUACACAAGAGGGAGAUGACUUAUGAGGAGAAACAGAAGCUUAGCACAAACCUCCAGAGCUUACCUGCAGAGAAGAUGGAUAAUAUUGUCCAAAUUAUAAACAAGAGGAAUUCAUCGCUCAACCAACAAGGUGAUGAGAUUGAAGUGGAUAUUGACAGUGUGGAUGUAGAGACUCUUUGGGAACUGGAUCGAUUUGUAACCAAUUUUAAGAAGAGUUUAAGCAAGCACAAGAGAAAAGCUGAACUUGCCAAUCAAGUCAGAUCAGAAGUUGAGAAGAAUGCACCAGCUGCAGCAGUUGUGGCGCCACAAGAAACUAAAACAGUAGUUGAAAGGAAUGUGUCCACUUCAUCUCCUGUCCAAGUGGAGAACCAUGGAGAUAAUGGAACUAGGUCAUCUAGUUCAAGCAGCUCUAGCAGUGAUUCUGGAUCUUCUUCAAGUGAUUCUGAUAGUGACAGCUCCUCGGCAUCUGAAUCUGAUGUAGGGCAUUAACCAAGGAGAUGAUUAGUUAUGUUCCCAGCAAAAUUAGAGUAGAAGAUGGUCAUCUGAUGGAUAUCAAGUCCUGAUGAUUUUCCCAAGGAAUUGGCUUUUGGUGUACAGUGGAGACUAUGACGGCUACAAUGAUGUCAACUAUUAGCAUGCGAUUGUAGAGUGGGGUUGUGUAUCUCCACAAAAUUCGGGAACAGUUACUUGAAUCUACAAAAUUGUUUAGUCAGAAAUUUGUAUAAUAUUUGGGUAGGAAUGUGAUUAGAAACAGAGCAGAUGGUUUGUUUUGUGUAGCACGUGUACAUGGCUAACUACUGCUACUCUCAGCUUAGUUAGUUUCUCUGAUGAUAACUUUGUUGUUGCUCUUCUCCUUGCAGAUUCAGAAUUUAUUCACUACAGAUUAAUCUGUAAUUCAAGUCCUUCAAUCAAGUGAUACGUAACAUCUUGCUUCA